Messenger RNA from Paramuricea clavata, 1452 nucleotides. Lineage: Eukaryota; Metazoa; Cnidaria; Anthozoa; Malacalcyonacea; Plexauridae. The record is from the annotation of a GenBank genome assembly.
AUGGCUUCUGAGGUUCGACAUCUGAUCGAGGAACAGAUAGACAGAACGGGGAUGUAUUCAAUGCUCAUCGAUGAGUGCAAAGAUAAUGCGGGGCAUGAAGAGCUAUCGACUUGUUUUAGGUUUGUAAAUGACGAAGGACGAAUUGAAGAACGAUAUUAUGAUCUUGUUAGACUUAAAGAGACUGAUGAAACCAUUGUGAAUGAAGGAGUUUUGCCAACAAGUAAAAAACUGAGCUUGUCGGCCACUCUCCUUGCACUUGGAGCAGAUGGCGCAUCUGUUAUGAGCGGAUGUUACGAAGGUGUUGCUGCUAAACUGAAGAGAUAUUAUCCUUGGUUGAUUUAUGUUCACUGUGCUGCGCACCGUCUGAAUUUGAUUGUAGCGGCUUAUUUUCGCACAGUCAAUGAAGCAUGUAGUGUAAUAAAUGUCUACAAGGCUUUGCAUAUCAUUUUCAACGUCGCUGGCAACAGAGAAAUAUUCGAAGCUGUUCAAAAGGAGCUUUAUCCGAAACAGCCCAUAAUGGCGGCUUCCUCCCUUACAGAAGUUCGAUGGGCUUGUAAGUUUGAAGGUGUUAAUACAAUGGUUAAAAGACUUAAAGCGAUUCUCGUAAGCCUUCAAAAGAUCGGCGCUUCAAAUUCGAACCAAGCCGAUUCAGCAGCGGGACUCUACCACAAGAUUCUCUCGGGAAAAUUUGUAAUUUCCCUAUGCUUUCUUCAUCAGCUUUUGUCAAUAAUGCAUGGAUUAAGUAAGGCUAUGCAAGAGACCAAUGUCAAAUGGCUAAACAUAGCCAAUGAAAUGGUGGCUGUAAAGAAGCUUCUUGUUGAGAUUGAAACCAACGAUAUCAUUGAAUCAGCCAAACAGCUAUGUGCAACUGUGAACAUCACGUUGGACUACAAGGAACCCGUGCAUGUUUCCAGACAAGAUUCCACAGAAUCUGCAUGCCCUCGCGAGUUCUGUGAACGUCUCAGGGCAGCUUCUGUUCCCAUGCUCCUCCAAGAGUUGGAACGACGUUUCUCUGGCGAGAAUACCGAGGUACUGGCUGCUCUGGAGGCUUUAGAUGCGUCAAAAUCGACCUACCUAGAUUAUGCGACCCUAUCCAGUCUCGUUGCCAAAUUUGGAGAUUGUCUCCAUAUUGACUCUACCUUGCUUAAAACCGAGUGCGAACGGGCGAAGAUUCUAAUUGCUGCCGGAAAGAACAUCGAUCCUGAACUGUACCCCAACUUAUCCAAGGUGAUUGCUAUAUUAAAGACCUUGCCAGUUGGUACUGCAACCGUGGAAAGAAGCUUCAGUGCUAUGAAUCGGAUAUUGAGCUGGGCUCGUAAUAGCUUAGACAGUUCGUUGGCUAGUGACUUUAUGUUGCUAUCCAUGAAUAAAGACCUGUUAAAAAGAAUAAACUUGGACAAAGUGCUUGAUCGAUGGGUAAAUCAAAAAUCCCGAAUCGUACAGUUUAAGUAA